This is a messenger RNA of Choloepus didactylus (southern two-toed sloth), 783 nucleotides long. Its product is annotated as basic proline-rich protein-like. The transcript has 4 exons. The record is from RefSeq and is a predicted model, not a curated record. Lineage: Eukaryota; Metazoa; Chordata; Mammalia; Pilosa; Megalonychidae. The coding region runs from base 1 to 651 and encodes 216 amino acids.
AUGGCGGAGGCAGGAGGCAGCACUCAGGACGUGGAGGAGGAGAAGGAGCGCGCCCUGGGGCUGCCGCGCAGGGAGGAGGAGCUGCGUCCGCACCUGCUCAUCAUCCCGCUGCACGGUGUCAGCGCCGUAUCUGCACACCCCUUUGCGGGUCAGCCCCCCCACCCCGGCGCCCCCAGGGGAGCCCCGGGCAGCCUCCAGGCGGACUCCCCUGCCAAGACCGUGAACGGCAGCGCCGCCGAGGGGCCCCGAGCGGAGAGAGCCCGCAAGCCCCGGGGGGCGGCGACUCCAGCGGCUGCAAGAAGGACUCCCGCUCCGAACAAGACCCGUGUAACCCGGAGCCCAGCCAGGGCCACGGACGGGCCCGCCCAGACCGCCCCGGCGGCGGCAGAAGAAAGAUCAGCGGCCCCACAGGACGCUCUCCCGCCAGGACCAGAGCCCCCGCCACGCCCGCUCCCGCCGGGCGCCAAGCAGGGCCAGGCGCAGCGCAGGGGGCGGAGCCGCGGCAGUGACCGCAGUAGCAGCGCCGGCCGCCAGCGCAGCCGCCGGGGGCUCCGCUUCCCGCGCCCGCGCCCCCCAGCCGGCGCCGGAGCACCCGGGACAGGAGAACCGCGUAGACUGGCAGUUUCUGAGAAUCGCAGACCUACCGCCUAGCGCUGUGCAAACGUCGGACGCGAGUUUCGGGGGCUCUGUGCCGCCCACGCGUGAGCCCCAGGGAAGGCGCGCCCGCGGCAGCUGGAGAGGAAGUGCCAAAAGUCGUGGGCAGCCAGAGGCACUGGAAAGAAA